This is a messenger RNA of Aspergillus brunneoviolaceus CBS 621.78, 2148 nucleotides long. RefSeq lists its product as uncharacterized. Gene Ontology annotation, molecular function: oxidoreductase activity, acting on NAD(P)H. The coding region runs from base 1 to 2148 and encodes 715 amino acids. The record is from RefSeq and is a predicted model, not a curated record. The transcript is spliced from 3 exons. Lineage: Eukaryota; Fungi; Ascomycota; Eurotiomycetes; Eurotiales; Aspergillaceae.
AUGCUGGCCCCCGGCGGCUCGUACGCCGAAUACGCCGUCGCCUGGAGCCACACCACCUUCCACAUCCCGGCCAAGGUGUCUUUCGAGGCAACCAUCCCCCUCGCCGCGCUCACCGCCAUCGUCUCGCUCUACCACCACCACCGCCUCCCGCUCCCCUGGACGCCCCCAGCCCCAGCCCCAGCCACCAAGCGCACCCCCCUCCUGAUCUACGGCGGCAGCACCGCCGUCGGCGCCUUCGCCAUCAAACUCGCCCGCCUCAGCAACAUCCACCCCAUCAUCGCCAUCGCCGGCCGCGGCGCCAGCUACAUCUCCCGCUUCCUGGACCCGGCGCACGGCGACGCGAUCGUCGACUACCGGGACGGCGCAGCCAAGACCAUCGCAGGCGUGAAGGCCGCCCUCGCUGCCGCAUCCCCCUCCCAGGGUUCGGAACUGAAGCUAGAACACAUCCUCGACACGAUCGUCAGCGAGACCAGCUCCGAGGUCAUCCGCAAUGUGGUCGCGCCCGGCGGCCAGGUCAACUACGUGCUGCCCUGUCCGUACGACGUAUCGCCCGGCGUGAAGACCAACACGUGGGUGAGCAGUGCGCACGAGGUGGGCGGGGCGGCGGACGCAAGGGAUCUGUGCUUUGUGUUUUGUCGGUGGUUUGGAAGGGCGCUGGCCGAGGGCACGUUCGAGGGCCAUCCGUGGGAGGUCCGCGAGAAGGGGCUGUUGGGGGUCGAGGGCGCGAUGCGGGAUUUGCGGGAUGGGAAGGCCAGUGCGGUCAACAACUGUAUGUUCAACGCUUGUCUAUGUACAAUCUAUAACACAUUACAUGUCAAAAAUCGACGGCUUAUACACCGACGGGUCGAUGUACGGAGUACCGCCACGUCUCGUGAAGCCCCACCGGAUCUGACUGGCCAUGGAGAUCUCCACAUCCAGGUGCUGAGCGAAGGUCCAGGCCAAGCCGGGGUCCUUCUGGAAUCCACGGCCAACGAGGAUCACGUCAAUGCCGUCCUUCUCCAUGAUUUCCUCGGCCUGACGACCGUUGGUGAUGGCACCAACCGCCGACACAAGCAACUUGUCACCAACAGCCUUCUUGACCGCAGCGGCGAAAGGAACCUGGAAACCGGGGCUGGACUUCACCUUUUGGGCAGCGUGCACACCGCCGGAGCUGAUGUCGAUCAGAUCGACGGCGCCCUGCUUGACCAGCUCCUGGGCGAACUGGAUGGUGCUGUCGUUGUUCCAGCUCUGCUCGGGGAGGACCUCCUCCAGCCAGUCGGAAGCCGAGAUGCGGAGGAAGAUGGGCAUGUUGGGGCCGACCGUGUCACGGGUCAGCUGGGCAAUCUCCAAGGGGAGGCGGAUGCGGUUCUCGAAAGAGCCACCGUACUCGUCGGUGCGGUUGUUGGCAGCGGGGGACAGGAAAGAAGAGAGAAGGUAUCCGUGGGCGUUGUGGAUCUCGAUGAAGUCAACCCCGACCGCAAGCGCGCGCUUGACGGCAGCAACCCAGUCGUUCUUGAACUGGACGAUGUCGUCCUUGGUCAUCGCCUUGGGUUGGGGGAAGGAGUCGGCAAAGGCGAUGUCGCUGGGUCCCUUGACGUUGUCCGGCCACCCGCCGACCUUCUCGGUGGCAACCACGGCGGUCGAGAUCCAAGGAGCAACGGUGCUGGCCUUGCGUCCGGCGUGGGCCAACUGCACUCCGAUCUUCUGGUUCUGGCUGUGCACGAACUCGACGACCUGGCGCAUGGGCUCGAUCUGCGAGUCCUUCCACAAACCCACGUCCUGCGGGGUGAUACGACCCUCGGGCUGCACGGCAGUCGCCUCGAUCAUCAUCAAUCCGGGACCCCGCUGGGCGAUCGAACCCAGGUGGGCAAUGUGGUAGGGGGUCAUGUGGCCAUCCUGGGCACUGUAUUGGCAGAGGGGCGCAAGCUAGAAACCGCAGAGUCAGCUAUUAGCCCAUUAAGUGCAUGCAGACACACCACUUACACCGAGGCGGUUUUGGAAAGUAAGACCGCGGAUGGUCAGAGGCUGAUAGAGCUUGGGGACCGGCUUGCCGCUAGUCUGAGGAUUGGCUGCCGUACCUGCGGGAGGAUCCUGAGCGGGGGUGAAGUAGGAGAUGCCCGGAGCGGGCGCGAUAUCAACGUCGGGGAUAGACAUGGUGAGGAUGUGUAA